ACAGAAAAAGAUAUUGCAAUGAAAAGGGUCCCUUUACCUGGCGACCAUGUACCUGUACAGAUUGUUCUGGGAGGAGAGCCGGACACUGUCACAGCUGCUGGACCAAAAAACCUGAUUUCAUUCAACUUUCAAAAUCCUCAGGAGACUCCAGUGGAAAGAACGGUGUUGUGGGAAGAAUGCAGCGACAGUCAACUUCCACAAAGAGACUGCAAAUAUAACAUCACUGUGGUCCACAAGAGAGAAGAGGCCAACCAGGUGUUUGUGUGUGGAACCGAUGGCCAGGAAACUGUGUGCUGUAACACGAACUUAUCAGAGCAGUCACCCCAGUGCAUUCCCUCUGAAAAAAUAAGAAACAUAAAAGGAAGCAUAAGGGCAUUUGUCAUAAAGGAAGGUGAACCAUCAACCCUUGUGGAAUCAAAAGGAGGUGAAGACCUUUACAUUACAAACUCUGGAUCUCCAGGGUUUGUUGGCAUCCACAAGUUUGGGAAACACCGAGUUGGACCAGCUAACCAAGAUAAAGAGCAGCACUAUGUGGGUUUGGUGCUCAGCAGACGGAAAGACGAUCCCCUGCAAGACAGAGUUUAUGCCUUCUAUAAGGAGAAAAACAGAGACACAGGCUUGUACAGUGAAAUGUGGUUCCCUUUUGUGACCCAGGUUUGCACGGCAGAUAUUGGUGGGCCCAGGAACACCCUACAGUUUACCUGGACAUCCCAGAUGAAUGCCAGGCUCUUCUGUGGAGACUCUGACAGCAGGCAGCACUUCUCUGAGCUGGUAGAUGUGGCUACUGUGGAUGCAGACCGCUGGCAGGACACCAGGGUUUAUGCACUCUUCAGAAAUGAAUGGGGUAUGAGUGCUGUGUGUGUCUACACCAUACAAGGUAUUGACAGCAUCUUCACAACUUCCCCAUUUAAAGACGAGAAAAGUAACAGAGCGAGAAUGUGUGUUCCAGACAGCAGAAAGAUUCCUUUAGAUACCCUGAGGAAGAUCGAGCAGACUUCAGAGAUGAAGAACUGGGUCCACCCUGUUGACAAUCCUGGUCCACUUUUCUUUAGUCACCACAGCUACACUCACAUCUACGUUGACAGUUCCCGGUACAGGGGGAACGAUCACCACCCGGUCCUGUUUCUGUCUCAAAAAAAUGGGGGCGUUCAUAAGAUGAUAAUGAAUGAAAGUCAGGCCUUUGUCAUCGCUGAGUAUCGACCUUUCAACCACAGAACCCCUAUCCUCAACAUCAUUCUUCACCCUUCCUCUAGGAAGCUGUAUGUGAACUCCAGAAGUGAACUGGUCCAGUUGGAUGUGGCGAACUGUGCUCACUAUGGAGAUAGCUGUGAGGAUUGUGUCAUAGCCAGAGAUCCCUACUGUGGCUGGAACGGCAUCCACUGCACCCAUGAGACAAAUGGCACAGUGCAAGAUGUGGCCCAAGGGAACCAUAACAUUUGCAAAUCUUUGACCGCUCAUCAGCUCCCUGUGAAAGUCACUGACAAGAUGGUGUCUGAUCUGAGCAGAACACUGGCUGAAACACUGCCAGCGUAUAGAUAUUCCGGUGCUAGACAAGCAGGCGAGGACAUGGACACCAUCAGAGUUCCCUCUCACUCAAGGUAUUUCCUCCAGUGCCCGGUGUCGUCCCAUCAUGCCCAGUAUACCUGGCAACACCCAGGAAGCUCCACAUCCUGCAGCUCGAGGGAGCAGCAGUGCCUUCUUCUGAUCGACAGCAUGGGUCCCGAGCAGGUGGGAACUUACAGAUGUGUGUCGGAAGAGAUGGGCUACAGUAAAGUCCUGGCACAGUACCAGCUACAGCUGGGGAACAGAGCAACGGGCCAUUCAGCAGGCCCACUGCUCUGGGUUUGUCUCCUGGCUGUUCUGAUCCUGAGUUUGUCCUGUUAGUCCAGAGAAACAACAUGCUACUAAUGCAGUGGUGAUAAAUGAUAAUAUUGAAUUCAAUUGCCCUAGUUGGAGCCUUAGCUACUCUCUUUAGUCAUACAGUAGCUGAGGGUCCAAAUCAUGUUUGUUUACUCUCAUUUUAAUAACAAAAUAAUUUUACUGCCCUUUUGGCAUUUAUGUAAACAUCAGGACAUAACAGUGUCAUUACCAAAUGCAGUGGGGAUUGUUAUUGAAAACAAUCUUACUAACAAUUUGCUUUAUUGAUCAGGGAAAGUAAAAUAUCUGUAACACUUUAUACUUAUGGUACACAUAUUAACCAUUACUAGUUAAUAAAGAGUCAAUAAUGCAUAUUGACUCUUUAUUAGUCAAUAUAAUCAACAUAUUAAUGCUUUAUUCUGUAUGACUAUAUUCUACAACUACAAGUUUUUAUCAAUAACUUCCUAAUUACUGCUUAUUGAUAAUAAGUAAGGAAGUUGUCAUGAAUUAUAAUCUUAAUACACUUUGCUCAGUUUGGGCCUUAUAAGGCACACUACCACUCUCUUAAUUACACUUAAUAAAUAUAGUCUAUUCUUAUGUAAGAAAACACAAGACAUAUUGUUAAUAGUGUCCAAAUAACUCUAAAUUAAGUCUUUCUAACUGUUUCCUCUUCUAAAGUGAGCUCUCAUAACUAUUUCACUUGAAGUUUGACACUGCCUCCUGUUCACACUUAGUAAAUCCAUUACAGCACACAACUACUGCUAUUAACAUACUCUAUUCUUAAGUGAUGCCUUAAAAUUUGAAAAAUGGAGGUCAAUUCAAUUUUAUUUGUAAAGUGCCAAUUCGUAACAGAAGUUAUCUCGACACUUUUCAAAAUAGAACAGGUCUAGACCUUAUAAAAUUAUUUACAGAGACCAAACAGUUCCCACCAUGAGCAAGCGCUUGGCCAAUAAACAUAUCUAUUAAAAUAUAUUUUUUUAGUUUCUUCAAGGCUAAGAACAAAUGUGCUGCCUAAACCAGCUGUAUACGUUUCAGCUGACAGAUCUGUUUAGUGUGUAAACUGUCACACAGAUUUUCAACCGUAUGUCUAUGUAUAUAAAUACUGACACUUGUAAAUAUUCUGUUUAUCAGAGACAGGCUCAUUCAGCACUCUAAAUCCCACAUGUGAACUUUUGUACAAGUUUUUAUUUUUGUUCAAUUUAUGAAAUAAAACAAUGAUUUAA
This is a messenger RNA of Dicentrarchus labrax (European seabass), 3080 nucleotides long. Its product is annotated as semaphorin-7A. Bases 19 to 1884 code for a protein of 621 amino acids. The record is from RefSeq and is a predicted model, not a curated record. Lineage: Eukaryota; Metazoa; Chordata; Actinopteri; Moronidae. Gene Ontology annotation, biological process: positive regulation of axon extension; semaphorin-plexin signaling pathway; positive regulation of macrophage cytokine production. The transcript has 15 exons. Gene Ontology annotation, molecular function: chemorepellent activity; integrin binding; semaphorin receptor binding.